This is a messenger RNA of Rhinopithecus roxellana (golden snub-nosed monkey), 4277 nucleotides long. It is a transcript of the gene TMEM170B, whose product is annotated as transmembrane protein 170B. The transcript is spliced from 3 exons. Bases 638 to 1036 code for a protein of 132 amino acids. Lineage: Eukaryota; Metazoa; Chordata; Mammalia; Primates; Cercopithecidae. The record is from RefSeq and is a predicted model, not a curated record. Gene Ontology annotation, biological process: negative regulation of canonical Wnt signaling pathway. Gene Ontology annotation, cellular component: plasma membrane.
CGGCUCCGGGGAGGACAGGGGAGGAGGGACCGGCGCUAAGAGGCGCGCGCGCGCGCGCACGAGCGGCCCGCCGGCGGCUGCGGGUGGAGGGGGCGGUUCCUCGAGUGUCGGCGACCCGAGGGCGGGCAGGCGGGCAGGCGGGCGGCAGGUGCCGCCGCAGCCUCUGGCCGGUCCCGCGUCUCUUCGUCCUCCGGCGGCGAUGAGCUGGGCCCUCUCGGGGGCUGCACCUGCCGGCUGCCCGUCAGCACCGGCCUCCCGGCGUGACCUCGGCCUCCUCGCGUGUCCGGCCUCCGCGACGCGGCGCUGCCCCUGAGAGGGCGCGGCGGCGGCCUCCUCCGCCCGGAGUCCUCGCUCGGGGGCCGCGCGGGGACGGCGCCCGGCCCCCUCCCCUCCCUCCUCCGUCCGCCGUCCUCAAUGUCUCCCCGGCGGGGAGGGGGCUGCCUGGGAGACACGCUGAGCGGCCGCCCCACGGAGGCCCUCCGGCUGCAGCAGCAGCAGCGCCCGGCCGGGCGUCCCGCAGCCUCCACCGGCGGCGGCGGCCUGGAGGAGCCGCGCACCCGCCGCCGCCCCCCGAGCCUCGCAGCCGCCGCCGCCGCCCGGCACCCGAGGAGAGGGCGGCGGGCGCCCCUCGGGGAAGAUGAAGGCGGAGGGGGGCGACCACUCCAUGAUCAACCUGUCGGUGCAGCAGGUCCUGAGCCUCUGGGCCCACGGGACGGUGCUGAGGAACCUCACGGAGAUGUGGUACUGGAUCUUCCUCUGGGCUCUCUUCUCUUCUCUGUUUGUCCAUGGUGCUGCAGGAGUGUUGAUGUUUGUGAUGCUGCAGAGGCAUAGGCAGGGAAGAGUCAUCUCUGUCAUUGCAGUCAGCAUUGGAUUUCUGGCUUCUGUAACUGGAGCGAUGAUUACCAGUGCAGCAGUAGCGGGCAUUUACAGAGUAGCUGGGAAGAACAUGGCCCCUUUGGAAGCGCUGGUAUGGGGCGUUGGACAGACUGUACUGACAUUAAUCAUCUCCUUUUCAAGGAUCCUCGCUACACUUUGAGGUUUCUGUGGGAAUGUCUUACUUCACAUAAGGAAACAGAUGUACAGAUUCCCUGAAAACGGCGUUGUUAACAAGUGGAAAUGAAAUUGUGCAAGAAUGUGGACUGAGCAGGUCAAAGCAUAAGGAAGACCUUGAGCUGUGUGGAAAGAUUGCCCUCUGGUGUUCAAGUGAUUGCACUACCGCACUGCACCUUAUGUGCCUCUGUCUCAGGCAAGGUGCAUUAAGACACUAUGUAAAGUUACAAGAAAAAGCACCUUGUUUAGCUGCCUAUCAGGUUAACAUUGGUGUUGAAAAUCAUCGUUCCUAACAGUGUUGUGUUAAGUUACAGGGACGUUUCGAAGUAUUGAUAUAUGUGCCAAACUCUUUUCUUUUUGUUAACAUUGAUCAUGUGACAAUUUGCAAGCGUAGAUGUAGCUGAGUGCUGUGAACAUAUUUGACAUGAAUUCAGGUAAUGUACUAAGAUUUUUGUUCUGUAACACUAAAUCCCGUAUGAGUGCUAAAUACUGAAUUCUUUAAUAUGAGAGAAAUUAUUUGGUUUUAAAUGUUGCGCGUUUCUGGGAUUUAGGGCUUCAAUAUGUUUAGGUAUUAUUGUUAUUUAAUUGAUGUGGAAGAUAAGUCUUCUUAACUGAAGACUAGCUCAACCGUUUUAAGAACUCAGAGUAGCUCUGUAGGGUGCAUACUUUUCACUAACUUAACACCCUUUUAAUAGCUUCCCUCACGCAUACAUAUUCUGUUUAUACAAAUUCAGAAACUUGAAGGGUCAUACACAUUGAUUGUAGUUUGUGCGUCAUAAAAAUAUAAUUUGAAAAUUUUCUUAAACAUUUUGUAAGAAAAAAGUCUGAAAUGCAUGUUGCAUUCUUUGACCCUUCUAAAGAAAGUUUUUGCCUUGUAUCUCAUGGACAAAACAUCUUUAUAACUAGUAUCUCAGCGGGAUUAUAUUACGUGUUGCAUAUAUCUUGAUUUUUGACAAAACAUAAACAGUCUUUCAUUCUGGAGUAUUAACUGUUUUUAGAGAGUGGCCUAAAUUAGGCUCUGGAAAUAAAGACCUCAUUUGUAGCUAUAAGUAACAAGUAAGUUAUAUAGGAAGAGUAAUAAACUUAUUUUACUUUGGACAUGUGGCAACAUCAUAAUUUUGCUAAGUGAAAAUUGGGAAAUAUAGUAGAUAAUUUUAAAAUUUGGCAGUUAGUCUCAGCAUAUCAAUACAGUACUGAAUGUGUAUUUGAGUAAUUCAUUUCAGUUGUUCAGUUCUUGAUUUAUGAUAGGAAGUUAUGAUUUAAGUUUACUAGAAGAAUCUGUGAGGGCGUAUGUUAAAAGUGGAAAUGUCCUUUAUAUAAAACAUUUUAAGAGGUUCUGGCAAUACGUAAUUGUAAGAGUAUAGGAAGUAGGGUUGAACUGGUCUCCUAAUGAGAUUUUUUUGGCACCAGAUACAGUUAUAAUGUGCUAACUCAAAGGAGACAUUGCAGAGAAUGUUAAGGAUAAUCAAAAAAUAACCUGGUAGCCUUGCUGUUUAAUCCAAUUUGCUGUAAAGGUAGGCCUUUGUUAUAUUCCAUUCAAAUUUAAGAACUUUGUUACCCGUACCACUUUUUCUCUAGCCAGAAGCAGAAUAUAUCCACAAUUUAUCAAUGAGAAGUUGGAGAGGCAGUACUUUUCCCAGUAUGGAAGCCAAUUUAAGGGAUUUACUAACACUGGCUUGGAAAUUCGUUUUAAAAAAAAUAAUAAGCAACUAUGCAUGGAUCUUUGAAGUAAAUCUUAAAAUUGAUUAUUUUUAUUAUGUGCAAGCCUGAAAUUGUUUUCAUGUGUUCUUUAUAUUCCUGAUGUUUUUACAAAUUAAAUUUAGGCAUAACUUUUCCAAGUCAAUCAUUUUUUCUUUUCUGCCAGACUUGAAUUGUGUUCUUCCUUUAUUUUGGCUAUUCUGUGAAUAAUUUAAAGCAUUCGUAUUCUUCCAGAGGAACUACCAAUAGCAUGUGGAAAUUGUUUCACAUCUACAGAAGGAAUACUUACUUUAACAUAUGGUUAUUUUAUGAUUUAAGAAACGGUAAAGUAAUAUAGAGCACGAUUCAUAAUCCAAAAUUAAUGAGAAAAUAACUUGGAUACAUUAAAUGUACCAAUGUGUGGACCAAAGAGAUUUAAACUCUUGUUUUUACUCUAGAAUGAAAGUAUAAUUGAACGGUUAAUAAUUAGUUUGUAGAGUGUCCUGCAGUUAUCUCAUUAUCAAGUUGCUUUACAUUAUGAAUUGUGUGUGUAUGUGUAUACUUUUAAUUUUAAGGGUUAUUUUUGGUUCCUUUGCUGUUUUCAGUUAUUUCCAUGGAGAUUUUGUGCAACUGUCACUCUUUUGAUGUUUUGAGAUGCAGUUGAAUAGUGUGAGUUUAUGAAUUGUCUUAAUAGCUAUUUAUAUGCUGAGAUUUUUAAAAAGUUAGUAGCUUUCCUAUAGACACAAGAAAUGUUUAAUGAUAUAUAUACACACACAUAUAUAUCAUUAUAUACGUAUAUAGAGAGCUGCUAUAUAUGAAUACAGUCUACUUGGAAACCUUUUUUUCAAUGAACACUUUCAUGUUCUAGUGGAAAAUUUGUUCAGUGUAAUGAUCUUUUAAAAUAGGUUUGAGGAUGUUUGAGAAUUUUGAAUUUUGGAGAAAUUUUCUUCACUUAAUAGAGCUGGAGACCGUUGUUUGGGACAUGACAAAAGCCCUUAUUGAUGUAUUUGGGUUAUAUACUUCGUUAAAAUUUAUAUAUGAUUUAGCAGUACAUUUCUUCAUGACAAAUGCAGGAAGGGAGGGAGGAUCCUCUAUAGUGGACACUCCUUUAUUAAAAAAGUGUUUAAUAAAAUAUUGUUUACAGUGAAAUCAGCUCCCCAAAGAAGGAACUCCUACAUGUCCAAACUAAUUAUUGUUUAACAUACUGAUUAAAAAUGCCCAUAGUUGACAGCUAGUCAGGAGGCCCCAAAUAAACUACAGAUAAUGCUUAAAACUUUAAAAGAAGGAGAACUAGUAGUCUUCCCCAUGAGACAGUUCCAAGGUAAUACCCUACCUUGCUUAGGAUAAACAAAGUCCUAAAUGAUGGCUAUCUUCAGGGCCUGUAGCUGAAUUAUUCUUUAGAUCUUAAUGUUUACCAAACAGUGUUACAGUUUGUUACCCAAUAUACUUUCUUAGUAUUUGCAGCAUACAUUUCACUGCUCGAAAAAGUAUAAGGGUUGGGUUUUGUUUGUACUUUAAAUGAGAGAAAUAAAGAAAUGAGUUGGCCUGUA